ACAGAGGAGGUAAAGCUACCGUUUUUCUAGGAAAAAAACGGGCUAAAAAUGACCAUUAUAUCUGGAGAACAUCAUCAAAAAAAUAUAAAGGAUAUUCCCCAAUGCCAAGAAGUUGCACAAAAGAAUGUUGCUGCAUCAUCUAUUAUUUUUCAUCAAGCGAAAAAACAAUUUGCAGCGUUAAAAUUAGAAAAUAAGUCAUCACCAUCAAAUAUAAAGACUAGUGAAAAUGUUCAGGUUUCGAUCAAACCAAUUGGGAUCACGAAAGUUCAGGGAUUGCCUCCUUUUCAAAAUAAAAUUCCUGUCUUAAGAAUUUCACCGUCACUUAAUACAAUGAUGUCAUCAAAAAGUAGCAAUAGUGUAAUUAUAAGAGCCAAAGUACCGAAAAGUGUUAUAAAACCCGGGGAAGAAGCACGUGCUCCAGAAGUGUCAAAAAAAGUAACUACAAACGGUACGGUAAUUAGAGCCUCGCAAACACCAAAGGGUACACGAAUUAAAACGGCAACCGUUUCACCAUAUCAACAGAAACAUCCUUCACAACAAACAUCUACAUCAGCAAAUAAAAGUUUAAUUAAGAAACCUAAUAUGCCUAUAACGUUGCGUGUGAAGCCAGGUACACCUUAUGCCUCUUUAGCUACAUCAUCACCACGUUCUCAGAUACAGAAAAAAUCGGAAAUAAAAAAGACAGAUAAUCAGCAAGAAACUCGAAAGAAACAACCUGGUGCAAUCAAAGUGAUUUCUGUUAACGCGCUUAAUGCACGUCAACCAAAAAUAAUUACAACAGAAAAUGUUCCAAAUAAUAAGCCCCUUAGACUUGCACCGUCGCUUUCGAAAGCCAAUUUCAUGCCAAAAACAAAUCAAUGUUUAUCCCCAAACAGCAAAUCAACUCUUAAACCUUUUACUAGUGUAACUAAUCUAGUAUCGCAUGAAAAACUUGGAAAACCGAUUUUUGUAGCUUCUAAUAUAAAUAAUGGAAGCAGUCAAAUGAAAAGGAUAUAAUGUUUGAAUAAGAAAAACCC
Molecule: messenger RNA, 1016 nt
Organism: Pneumocystis murina B123
Lineage: Eukaryota; Fungi; Ascomycota; Pneumocystomycetes; Pneumocystales; Pneumocystaceae
Exons: 2
Coding region: 49-996 (315 amino acids)
Source: RefSeq, a predicted model, not a curated record